Oryzias melastigma (Indian medaka) is the source of this 5071-nucleotide messenger RNA. RefSeq names its product slingshot protein phosphatase 2b (gene ssh2b). Gene Ontology annotation, biological process: actin cytoskeleton organization; protein dephosphorylation; negative regulation of actin filament polymerization. Gene Ontology annotation, cellular component: cytoplasm. Gene Ontology annotation, molecular function: actin binding; protein tyrosine/serine/threonine phosphatase activity. Bases 329 to 3895 code for a protein of 1188 amino acids. The record is from RefSeq and is a predicted model, not a curated record. NCBI's taxonomy places the organism in Eukaryota, Metazoa, Chordata, Actinopteri, Beloniformes, Adrianichthyidae. The transcript is spliced from 14 exons.
UGUGUGGCUCCUCCCCUUCAGCUCCAGCAGGUUUAGAGGAUUUACCGCAGCCUGCUGCAGACCAACGGAGCCACAGGGCGAACAGUCAGGCACCUGCUUCCCUGCAACCCUUUUUUAACCGAGACAGCUUAUCUCCACGCUUUUAAUUUUUGCUACCUCACAUUUUAGUCUUCCGUUUUAACUUUUUUUCGACUUUACGCCCAAAAUGAGCGACUUUAUAUCAGAAGUUCGGCCGUAAUAUCCAUUGCGCUGUUUGAAGCGGCCACCUCCAUCUCUGAGUGUCCGUGACACCAGCCCCGCGUCUGACUGUCCCUCCCCGGCUUCCGUGAUGCCGCCGGGUGUUGUGACUGCUCCGCGCAGCUCGCCGGCUGCCUGCAUGUGUGACUGCUGCGUUGGGAAAGGGAGACCCUACUUCAGUGAGAACUCCGUACUCUCGCAGGGAGACAUUUAUCAACUCAUCAGCGAAAGCUUCCUGACAGUAAAAGGGGCGGCCCUCUUCUUACCUCGAGGAAAUGGCUCCCCCCUCUCCACUUCGUCUCGUUUCUCCCAGCUGCGGAGUAAACAUGCAGGAGACAUCCAGCAGCACCUCCAGACAAUGUUCACACUCCUCAGGCCGGAGGACAACAUCAAGUUGGCUGUCCGGUUGGAAAGCACUGGUCCUCAGGUGACCCGUUACAUGGUGGUCGUCUCAACCAACGGUCGCCAGGAUACAGAGGAGAGCGUGGUGCUGGGGAUGGACUUCAGUCCUGUAGACGGGUCCUGUUCUGUGGGCCUGGUUUUACCUUUAUGGAGUGACACUUUAAUACAUCUGGAUGGAGAUGGAGGUUUCAGCGUAUCAACUGAUAACAGAAUUCAUGUUUUCAAACCUGUUUCCGUGCAGGCCAUGUGGUCGGCCCUGCAGUCACUCCAUAAAGCAUGUGAAGUCGCUCGCUGCCACAACUACUUUCCAGGCAGCUUGUUUCUCACAUGGGUCAGCUACUAUCAAAGCAGAGUGUCCUCUGACCAGACCCGCAUCAACGAGUGGAACGCCAUGCAGGACGUUCAGUCCCACCGCGCUGACUCACCUGUGCUCUUCUCUGACAUACCCACAGAGAGAGAACUAACUGAGAGGCAGAUCAAAACCAGCUUGAGGGAAAUCAUGACGCAGAAAGAUCUGGAGAACGUUACCUGUAAAGAAAUCCGAACAGAGCUGGAAAUGCGCAUGACAUGUAACCUGCGGGAGUUCAAGGAAUUCAUAGACAACGAGAUGAUUGUGAUUCUGGGCCAGAUGGACAGUCCCACAGAGAUCUUUGAUCAUGUCUUCUUGGGAUCUGAGUGGAAUGCAUCCAAUCUAGACGAGCUGCAGAAGAGCGGAGUCCAGUACAUCCUGAAUGUAACGAGGGAGAUUGAUAACUUUUUCCCCGGCGUGUUCGAGUACCACAACAUCCGUGUUUACGACGAGGAAGCUACUGACCUGCUCGCCUAUUGGAACGACACCUUUAAGUUCAUAUCAAGAGCAAAGAAGUCUGGGGCCAGGUGCCUGGUGCACUGUAAAAUGGGAAUCAGCCGCUCUGCCGCCACAGUGAUCGCUUACGCCAUGAAGGAGUACGGCUGGGAUUUGAAAAAAGCCUUUGCGUACGUCAAAGAGCGCCGCACUGUGACCAAGCCAAACCCUUCGUUCAUGCGACAGCUGGAGGAGUAUCAGGGAAUACUCCUGGCCAGCAAGCAGCGGCACAACAAGCUGUGGCGUUCUCACUCUGAUAGCGAUCUGUCUGAGCACCACGAGCCUCUGUCCACAUGCUAUGCCCAGCCCCACAGUCUGGGUCGCUCAGACCCGCACAACCAGGCCAGCAUCACCCCUGGUCAAUCUAUGAAAGAACUGCUGGAGUCCAUGGGAACUCCACCCGGCAAAGCAGCAGCCUCCUCCUCCUCCCAGCCCGACGCUGGCGUCUCGUCUAAUCAGCUUGGCUCCUCUUCCUUUGAAGGGCUGGCGACUCUAUCGGGUGACGCUGAAGCUCAAAGCCUCAAGGCUUCUUCUCGUGCCGCCAAGAGCAGCCAGGAUUCCGCGGCUGGUUCUGUGACCUUAUCUCCUCUGCUCUGCAACACUUCAUGUACCUCGCAGGAGCGGCCUUCAGCACCUCGUCCCUCUGAGCCCAUGGCCGCCACCGUGGUGCCCGAAACUCAAAAGACGAACAUAGUGACUUUUGCACAAAGCGUUUUGGUCGACCAGCCCCACCCACCUUUACCUGGUCACCACCCGCUCCCUUCUCCCGCUCCGUCACCAGCUCCUGCAAACACAGACGAGCCCAUCAAACCGCAGGGACCCCCCUGCUCUCCAGCUGUGACAAAACCCCCUGUGGCGUCGACCCCUGCUUCCACAACGCCAAGCGCAGACCAAGCUUCGCCACCGGGGUCCAUCAGAAAAGAUGACGGCGAUAGACCAGCAUCUGGCCUGUCGUCAGACGGUGCAGCAGCGAAUCCGUCCUCGGCUAAUGAUUUCGUCAGUGCCAUCCCACAAGACAACGUGUUGCUGUUUGGCCAUAGCGCGGAUCACAUCAACUUCUUCAGCGCCAGAGAGAAGUUCAAGGGAAUGAGUCAAGACAGCAAAGCUGCAGCGCAGAACUCCAACCUGCUGAAAAGCUGUGGCAAAGAAAACCAGUCAGUCCCCUCAAGUGAGGAGAAGGAAGAGGAACGAAAGGACACGCCCGCUCCUGUGCAGGUCACAGGAGCCAAGUCCUCAGAGACCCUUUGCCAACCUGUAGCUCAGAGCUCCCGAGACCAAAACGUGACAAAACCAGAGACGGAGGAGCGCGAGGAUGAGGUGAUCUCUCAGCAGGAGCCUGCAGACGUCAAAGAGGAAGUGAAGAAUAAAGAGGAGGAUGAUGGGACUUCUCCUCGUCUCUAUAGCAACUGGACUCGGGGCUCCGUCCGGCGUGCCACUCAACAGUUAGAGCAAAGAAUGAAGAAGGAGCAUGAAACUCCGUCGCCUUCCUCGUCCCCGCCAUCUCUCUCUGGCUGCAGCUCCCACUCUCAGCGCCGUCCGCACAGCGUCCACACGUCAACAGUGUCUCCGCCUCCGAGCGCGUCGGUUUGCAGGCAGGCGUCAGCGGCUGGCGCUCUGAAGGAGGGAGAUAGUGGGAAGUCUAGAACUGCUGGAAUGGAGGUUCAGAAGGGACACAGAUUCCAGCCUGCUGAUACCAGACUGCUGUCUACCUCGUCUCAUUUACACUACUCUGCCAAGUCCCCGUUUGCCUCCAUCAACUUCCUGUGCUUGGAGGGCGUGACAGAAUUGGAGUCGGGCACAGACUGGGACUGCUUCAUGGAGGGAGCUCACAGCGACGUGGUCAUGAGGGAGACGUGGGAGACCCUGUGCGAGCUGGGCGCCUUCCUGCAGCAGGUGAGCAUGGACGGAACCCGCAAGGCCUGCCACGCCGGUCCGUCUGCGAAGCGAGGAAGCACCUUCCAAAAGAAGCUGGUGGAAGCCAGGAUUCGCCAGGCGGGACUGACCCCGCCCUCUCUGAUGAAGCGCUCCGCCUCACUGGCCAAACUGGGCUGCCUGGAACUGCUCGCCAACGAUCUGAACGAAUGGGAGCUCAGCUGCUCCCUCGUGGCGACUCCCUCCGAACAAACCCCGGUCCACCCGGCCGGGGACGAGUCCAAGAAGCAGCGCGUGCACAACUCGACCCGCUCAGAAGGCGAGCAGCCAGAAACCCACUAUAUCCCAGCGAAGACGCUUCACGAAGCGAGCGACCCCCCGCCACAGAAUCAACAGCUCCGGAGACUCCUAAGCGCCGGUCAGGACUCCUGGCUCCCCCCUGGGCCCACGUUGCUGACAACAAGGCAGCAAUAUGGAAGAACUCACCCCUUGAGGCGACUCAAAAAAAGAACCGUCAGCACGCCGUACCACACCAUGUGACCCUCAUGCACCCGCCUGCAUUGGGAAAAUCCGUCGCACAGAUAUAAGAUUUAUUCAGCAGAACCCACCGAUGCCUUUUGCCUUAAAGACACGUUUUAGUCGUUUCUGUGUUUUUCUGCACAUCUUCCUCAGCCUCUGGAAAACUCAGACGUAUGAGUUGGAAUGAAAGGAAGGCUUGAGCUAAAAUGACCUUUUCGGAAAGCAGCUGAAACAAUCAUUAGUGUGUGGAAGGUGUUGUGAAUGUGGUUUGGGCUCCAUGCACUCCUCAUGCUGUGCUGGUUGACUCUUUAUCAUUCUGUGUUUAAAGCCGUUUCACUGCUCCAACCCCUUUAAUGGUGGAAUGUAGUCUUUAUUACUCAGAUUCCCAUCAAUAUCUGAACGUGCUUUCUGAUUGGUGUAAACAUAUCAACCCGAAUCAUCAGUGUGCAACUUAAAAGAUAAUCAAAAGUAAAAAAAAAAAAAAUCAAAACUCAGGAUGGACUGGUUUUGAGGCCAAAAAAUGAUUUUUUUUUUUCAAAUUUCUAAAAUCUGUAACAACUUUUAGGUUCUGGUUUCCUCGGAUCCCCCUUUCAAUCAGAAAUCAUUUCACCCCGUGACAAACUAAACUAAAAACAUCUUUCACCUCAUGACAGUCGUGAAGUAUGAAUGACAAAGGCAGAGAAAAAGGCGGGAUUUAGGCGUUAAAGGCUGAGUGUACAUUUGUGAGUUUCUUGCUGUGUUCUCUUUGGGAUGUAAAGGUUUAUAUUGUGUCAAGACUUUGACCUGUAGGUGAAUAUAUUAUUUUUUUUUGUUCUUUUUUUUUUAAAUCUCAUUUUGUGUCGGGAGUGCAACUGUGCAGCACAAUUUUUACCACAUGGAUGUGCACAUCGUUUUUAAAAAUCCUUUUUUUUGUUGAAAUGUUAGGCAAACGAGACCUCUCUGCGAUCAGAAAUGUCUGUCAAACGUGCACUUUACUCCCUUUUGGUUUUCAUUUUUUUAAAUGUGGAUUUUUUUUUUCUUCUGCGUGUUUGCUGCUUUCUGGGGAGCAUGCUGAUGUAGUGACAGACGUUGAGGUAUGUUUGUGUAUGGUCCAACUUUUUUCUUUGUUUUUUCUUUCAUUUUAAACUAUUAGUGUAAAUAUGAUUUUAUAUAAUGUGGUUUGACUGUGACCAUUAAACAGUGGAGAUUAUCAUAAAA